Trichomonas vaginalis G3 is the source of this 249-nucleotide messenger RNA. RefSeq names its product organellar and viral DNA polymerase type B. The record is from RefSeq and is a predicted model, not a curated record. The transcript has a single exon. Lineage: Eukaryota; Parabasalia; Trichomonadida; Trichomonadidae. The coding region runs from base 1 to 249 and encodes 82 amino acids.
AUGCGAAACGACUAUGCAGAUUUAAAGAAAGAAGCAGAGAAACCAGCAGAAGAUAAAAUGGACAUGUUGACAUUUCUGAACAAAAACUAUCCAACAGCUGACGAUUUCCUUCUAUCUGAUGUCAAGAAGAAAUAUAAAGAAACAUUCGGCAUUGUUAAAACUUUUGACAUACUGACAGAAGAAAUAGAAGCUACAAAACUGUUUAGGAUUUCAAAUAUACAUCGUACAAUUCAUGUAAAACGCUUGUGA